Molecule: messenger RNA, 3708 nt
Organism: Cotesia congregata
Lineage: Eukaryota; Metazoa; Arthropoda; Insecta; Hymenoptera; Braconidae
Source: the annotation of a GenBank genome assembly
AUGUCCGAAGAAAAAGAUAUGAGUAAGGAGGGUUGUCCGGAAGAAGAGCUUGAGGAUGAUGAUAUGGCGACUAUAAAUGCUGUAGGUGAUAAAGUUAGUAUACAAAAAAUAUUAGAAGGCAUGACCAAUGAGUUUAAUCGAAGUAUUCAUAACAAUUCAGCUGCUAAGAGUAUUGAGGAACAGCAACAAGAUGAUAAUAGCUCUAAGAUCGGUACUGAUGCUGAGUAUUUAGAUGAAGAGGAUAUUAAUAAUGAUAAUGACGAUGAUAAUGAUCAAAUUAAUGAUAUUGGUCUAGACAAAGAGUCUGAGUCUGUGGAUAUUAAUAGUAUUAACGCUGAAGAUCAUCAGCAGAUUGAAGAAGAAGAAGAUGAUGUUGAAGCUGAAGCUGAACCUCAAGAAGAAGAAGAAGAAGAAGAAGAAGAAGAAGAAGAGGGAGAGGGAGAAGAACAGGAAGAAGUGGGACUGGUUGAGAGCCUUGAAGAUCCGGAAAUUAUUGAGUUGCCUCGAGCUGAAACCAAAAAGGAUAACAUUCCAAGGAUUGUUUUGACCUUUAGGACGAUUGAUGAAACGACUAAUGAUGGCAGGAAGACUAAAAUAUCUAGUUGCGCUUCUAAUUUAAGCUUAGUACCGGAUGAACUUAGAGAAAUAGCUUCAAUUGAACCUGCGGUAGUUGAUCAAGAGAAGAAAGAUCAAGAAGACCAAGAAGGAUCAUCUGGUGUCACUACUGGUGAUAAUCAGGAACCUUCGACGAGAAAGCGGAGGAGAAGGACGAGAUUCAGAGCUUUUAGUGACUCAACUGAAGAAACACCUAGUCUAAAACGGUCCGCUCGCCGACUUUGUAAGGAAUCUGGCAAGAGCACGGUCUUAGAAAGUGCCAUGGCGAUUAAAGAAAAGUCUUAUUCUACUGAAGAGAAUAAAAAACGGAAAUACACUAAGCCGGGUCGACCUAGACGGGCUAAUGUUAAGGAAGUUAAAGUUGUUAACUCUUAUACUGAGCACAAUAAUUAUUCUGACAAUUCUAUUAAUGAUUCUAAAGUCUCCAGUCCGGGAGAUAGUACUGCUAAUGAUACAUCUUUGAUUGAGGAUCCACAAAAUUCGUCGGUUGAGUAUGAGGGUAUGCCUAAACUGUCGCCUAUGGUUAAAGAUUCACCGGCUAAGAUUGAAACUGUUGAUGAUAGCUCGGCUUCGGAUGUUGAUAAACCGUUUUUGAAACCCGCGGGAAGGAAGAAGGACCGUGGAAGACCUAGGAAUAAUAGCUAUGUUAGGAAAAUUAUUAAAAAUGAUUCUUUUGAAGAUGGAUCUUCAGCUGCAGAAGCUGGAAAAAAUAAUGACUAUCCAGAAGAAUAUCACGUCCCAAUGAAAAGAACUCGUAGAACUAUGGUGCCAAGUCCCAGUCCAGCUGAGGGACAAGCAUCAAAACCAGAAUCAUCAGCAGUAUUUAGUGAGACUUAUGAACAAUCGAUGAUAUGUUUGUGUCAAGUGAGAUCGCAGCUAUACGUAACGAUAACAGGAUCAGGAACCCCGCUAUUUUGCACAGCGAUAGAUUCAAUAGACAACAGAUUAAUAGGAUGUUGUAAUGAAGUAGAUGGCAAUGACGUAGCAAUGAGACGGCCGAGUACACGAGUGCCAUUUAUUAUUUUAUGCCGUGCUCAUAAAGAACGCUUAUUACGUCACAAUUGCUGUCCGUCGUGUGGUUUAUUUUGUACUCAAGGUAAAUUUGUACAAUGUAUAACCGGACAUCAAUUUCAUCGUGACUGUGAAGUUUACGUCAACAAAAAACCUGUUUGUCCUCACUGUGCCAAUGAGACGUCUAAUGUCGACGUUUUGAUAACCAUGACGGGAUCUCGUAAGCCUGUUUAUAUUCCUACAAGGAGAAAAUUUUCGAAACUUCCCUCUGCGAAAAUGAGUUUGCCUGGUAAGGGUGAUAACACUAAACUCGCGGAAAGACCACCGAGUCCUUUGGUAAAGCCGGAGGAUAUUAAGAUACCUGAAGUCACUGUGAAUGCCAACGAACGUCCAGAGCGAUUUACUAUUAUAAGUCUUUAUACUUCUGUUAAAAAUGGCGAUUUAGAUAAAUUAGUCAAUGUUUUAGCCUGUGGUUAUAAUGCUAAUCACUCAUUUCGUGAGUACUCACAUCGUACAGCGCUUCAUAUAGCUGCCGACCGCGGUCACUUGGGAUGUGUUCAUGCGCUGGUUCAAGCUGGUGCUCAAUUAGAUGUUUUGGAUAAAAAUCAAUUGACACCUUUGAUGCUAGCUGCAAUGGAAGGAAAGACUGAAAUUGUACGUUAUUUAGUACGUGUUGGUGCUGACGUUACGCUUAAGGGAGAAGAUGGUAUGACUGCUUUACAUAUGGCUGCUAAGUCUGGACAUCUUGAGUCCUGUAAGAUUAUUUUGUCUGAAUGUAAAGUGCCUAGGACUUUAGUAGAUUCUGUUGAUGAUGGUGGAUGGACGAGUUUAAUUUGGGCUUGUGAAUUCUGUCAUACAGACGUAGCACGAUUUUUAAUAGAGAAAAAAUGUGAUCCUUUGAUAAGAGACGCCGAACAAAAUAUAGCCUUGCACUGGAGUGCUUAUAGCGGUAGUUCUGAGAUUACAGAGAUGUUAUUGAACGAAGGUUGCGAUGUCAAUGCUGUUAAUGUUCAUGGUGACACUCCGUUACAUAUAGCAGCACGACAGGACCAGUAUGCUGUUAGCGUUUUGUUGCUAGCACGCGGUGCCAAAGUAUCAGAAGUUAAUGCUGCUGGAGAGACGGCUAUAAAUUGCUGCACGACUGAUGGUGAUACCAUGGCAGCGUUGAGAUUAAAUGCCAAAGUUAUUGAAUUGUCAGAGAAUAUGUGGGAAAAAACAACAAGAAUUCUUACUAAUGAUAUUUCCCGUGGUAAAGAAUCAAAUCCUAUACAGUGUGUUAAUGGGUUUGAUUCUGAGGAUAAGCCCACUGAUUUUUUGUAUGUUGUGGAAAAUUGUUUUACAAGUAAUAUUAAUGUCGAUAGAACAAUAACUUCGUUGCAGUCCUGUCACUGCGAAGAUAAUUGUAGCUCGGAAAAAUGUCUUUGUGGUAAUAUUAGUUUAAGAUGUUGGUAUGAUGAAGAAGGAAAAUUAAUUCCGGAGUUUAAUUAUGCUGAUCCACCAAUGUUAUUUGAGUGUAAUCAAGCCUGUGCUUGCAAUAGAAUAACGUGCAAUAACCGUGUAGUUCAACAUGGAUUGACUCAGCGAUUCCAACUAUUUAGAACGAAAGGGAAAGGAUGGGGUCUAAGAAGUUUACGCCAUAUACCUAAAGGUAGUUACGUCUGUGAAUAUGUCGGGGAGAUAAUAUCUGAUUCAGAAGCUGAUCAUCGUGAAGAUGAUUCUUACCUUUUUGAUUUGGAUAAUCGAGAUGGAGAGACUUAUUGUAUUGAUGCAAGGCGAUAUGGUAAUCUAGCACGUUUUAUAAAUCAUUCAUGUGCUCCUAACUUACUUCCAGUACGUGUUUUCGUUGAGCAUCAGGAUUUACAUUUUCCUAGGAUAGCAUUUUUCGCAAAUCGUAAUAUUGAAGCUGACGAAGAACUCGGAUUCGAUUAUGGAGAAAAGUUUUGGAUAAUAAAAUAUAAAUCAUUUACGUGUACAUGUGGUGCAUUAAGUUGUCGAUACUCGGAGAAAACAAUCCAAGUAACGUUAGAUAAUUACAGAAAAAAAAUCCAACAAGAAGAGAUAUUAGCUGGCCAAUUAAAUUAA